CAAAUGUAUCGACGGUCUAUCGGUCGACCGCCACAGCUUAUCGGUUAGUAUAACAAAACCGCAAGUAUUUUUUGUUGUAUGCGUUGUUGUUUCUGCAGCAAAUUGAAAUUAUAAAUAAAUCAAGGCACAAAAAGCGCCAAAAGUUAAAAAAACACCAAAACUUUAUUGUAUUGUGCGUAUAGAGAAAAGAGAAAACCUAGCAAGAUGAUGAACGAGGCAGCAGCACUGGCCAACAUGAUACCCUACGACACAAUUGGACUCUACGAGCAACCGAAGCCCCGUUUCAUCUUUAAGAUGCCUCGAGUGGUGCCCGAUCAGAAGUCCAAGUUCGAGAGUGACGAGCUCUUCCGUCGCCUAAGUCGCGAGAGUGAGAUACGCUACACGGGCUAUCGGGAGCGGAGCAUUGAGGAGCGUCAGGUGCGCUUCAUGAACGGAUGUCGCGAGGGACACACGGAGACGAGUUUUGUGGCAUCGGGAACGAAUCUGCAGCUGGUGUUCAAUGCCAAUCAGAAUCCCUAUGUGCACGACAAGGAGUGUGAUUUUGACAAGGAGCACGGCAAGGUGCACAUCAAGUCCUAUUUCAUUAUGAACGGCGUCUGUGUGCGUUUCCGUGGCUGGUUGGAUCUGGAGCGUUUGGAUGGCGUUGGUUGCUUGGAAUACGACGAACGACGAGCCACGCAUGAGGAUUUGAUACUACGUGAUCAGAUUGAUCGCUAUAAUCAGCGGCUGCGCGAGUUUGAGGACACCAAGCGCGCCUACCGCGACAAUCGCCAGGAUGAGAUGGAGGCGGUGCGUCGGGGAGUCGCCUCCGGCGGCAUUGGUGUGGGCGCCAGUAUGUGGCGACGUUAGUUGGACUUUUGGACGGCAGCGUCGCCGUCAACAGCAGCACAGCAACAACAACAGCAGCAUGAGACUCAAUUUGCAAAUACUCAAUACUUUAUGGAUAACUAAGGACUUAGGAUUGCUCUUAUCCAUGUCCAUGUCAGACUCGAAAUGAAUAUGAUCACGGAUAUAUAUAGUUAUUAAAAAACGCUCGAAUAUGCUCCUAGAAUUAGUAUUAACACUUAGUAAACUUGUAUUAAACAUUACUAUUUCAUGUGAAUUAUAGUGACGUAUAUAUUUAUAUUUAAACAGUAUACAAAAUAAACUUACGCAUAAAUAUUUAUAUCA
This is a messenger RNA of Drosophila innubila, 1170 nucleotides long. RefSeq names its product protein big brother (gene Bgb). NCBI's taxonomy places the organism in Eukaryota, Metazoa, Arthropoda, Insecta, Diptera, Drosophilidae. Gene Ontology annotation, molecular function: transcription coactivator activity; sequence-specific DNA binding. The coding region runs from base 205 to 849 and encodes 214 amino acids. Gene Ontology annotation, biological process: regulation of transcription by RNA polymerase II. The record is from RefSeq and is a predicted model, not a curated record. Gene Ontology annotation, cellular component: nucleus; core-binding factor complex. The transcript has a single exon.